GGCGAGGUCGGAAAAAACUUUGGGCAGUUGAUACUUCGAAGCCUCCCGUGAGGGUUUAGGGGACGCGCCGGAGGCAGGGGGGACCGUUGGUAAUACACAAUGGCAGACGACGACUACAAUGACAUGGAUAUGGGAUAUGAAGAUGAACCUCCAGAGCCUGAGAUUGAAGAAGGUGUAGAGGAGGAUGUGGAAAACAAUAACAAUGAUGACGUGACUGGAGAACCACUUGAAACUGAAGAUAAGGAAGAACAAGAAGCUGCAGAAAGGCCUAGGAAGACGUCCAAAUAUAUGACAAAAUAUGAGCGUGCCCGGAUAUUGGGUACCCGUGCUCUGCAAAUCAGUAUGAAUGCACCUGUCAUGGUGGAGUUGGAGGGGGAGACUGACCCUUUGGAGAUUGCUUUGAAGGAGCUUAGAGAGCGGAAGAUUCCAUUUACCAUCCGCCGUUACUUGCCUGAUGGAAGCUAUGAAGAUUGGGGAGUUGAUGAACUGAUUGUGGAAGACUCCUGGAAGAAGCAAGUGGGUGGUGACUGAUUUGCUCUCUGAUCUAGCAAAAUGAGGCGUGUGGAGUAAAGGAAACUAAGAACACACAGACAUUUGAAAAAUAUCUCUUUUAUAUUGUCUUCUGAUCACAUUGGAUCUGUGUGUCUUGUUGCCAAACUAUGACCAUACUAGAAACUUUGUUUAUUGUGCUGUUAUAAUCACUGGCUUUGUCUAUGUGUCAUUGUUGUUUAAGCUUCCCAUUUUAGCAACCCACUAGCCCAUGGAGUUUGAGAACAUGACUCGUGAAUAGUGUGACUUGUUAGAGUUUUGAUAUUAUAUAUAUAAUUAGAUUUUGUUGGGAUCUC
Molecule: messenger RNA, 845 nt
Organism: Neltuma alba
Lineage: Eukaryota; Viridiplantae; Streptophyta; Magnoliopsida; Fabales; Fabaceae
Product: DNA-directed RNA polymerases II, IV and V subunit 6A
Exons: 6
Coding region: 100-531 (143 amino acids)
Biological process (GO): tRNA transcription by RNA polymerase III; transcription by RNA polymerase I; transcription by RNA polymerase II
Cellular component (GO): RNA polymerase I complex; nucleus; RNA polymerase III complex
Molecular function (GO): DNA binding
Source: RefSeq, a predicted model, not a curated record